AUGAAAAAAAUUGUUUGUCUUACAUAUAAAACCACCAUUGCCAAAGCUGCUUAUAACCAGAACUUUGAUACAUUUCAAGGUAGCAGCUUUCUUCCAGAUGUUAGGGCAGCUUCAAAACCACCUAAUGGUUUAGUUUGCUUGCAAAGAAAACUUCCUUCAGAUAUCCAAAAAGGGAAAACAAAGAAAAUAUACAGCAUAGAUGAAGGAAUGAGCAAGAUCAAACUUCUUGUGCGUUGCAAAAGGGUUCUUAUUGUUCUUGAUGAUGUGAACCACUCUGAGCAAUUCAAUGCAAUUCUUGGAAUGCGAGAAUGGUUUCAACCAGGAAGUAAAAUUAUCGUAACAAAUAGACAUGAAAAUCUGUUAAAUGAUCAUGCAGUUUAUGCAAUGUUUAAGGUUAAAGGAUUAGGUGAGGGUGAAUCACUGGAGCUUUUCAGUUGGCUUGCCUUCAAACAAGCGCAUCCUAUCAAAGGUUACAUGAACCUUUCAAGAUCUGUAGUACAACACUGUGAAGGUCUUCCACUAGCUCUCCAAGUUUUGGGAUCUUCUCUACUUGGAAAAAGAGUAGAUCUAUGGCAAAGUGCAUUACAGAAGUUGCACGUGAUUCCUGAUGACAAGAUUCAAAAAAUUCUUAGAAUAAGCUUUGAUUCUCUAAAAGAUGAUCAUGACAGGAAUUUAUUCCUUCAUAUUGUCUGUUUCUUCAUAGAAAAGAAGAUGGGUUAUACAAUUACAGUACUAGACAACUUAAAUUUUUACACAAGGAUUGGAAUUCAAAAUCUAGUUGAUAGAUGUCUAGUGGAAAUUGAUAUAGACAACAAGUUGAUCAUGCAUCAAUUACUUAGAGACAUGGGAAGGGCAAUUAUUCGUGAAGAAUCACCCGAGGACCCUGGAAAGCGUAGUAGAGUGUGGCAUAAAGAUGCCUCUGAUGUUUUGAGAAAAUUAACUGGAACAGAAACUAUUAAGGGCCUCAUGCUCAACCUUCCUAGCGAGGCAAUAUUUAGUACAAGUAACCAAAAGCGGUGCCAUGUUGAAGACUUUGAUGGAAAUUGUUCAAGACGAUGUCGACUUGGUUACUUCUCUUGGAUAUCAAUUAACUCUUCCUCAACAAAUUCAGCUGCUGCAUCAAAUGAGGUAGAUUUCAAGGCAGAGGCAUUUAGAAGAAUGCACAAUCUUGAACUGCUCCUGCUCGAUGAUGUAAAAUUGGUCUUGACCUGCGAAAUAGCAGCCUACAACAUGUUUGGAAGGGAACCAGGGUACGAUACUAAUCUCUCUCUCUUUCUCUCCCCAAGCUUAGGAGUCCCUAACCUUGAGACAUUGAUUCUUAAAGACUGCAUUAAUUUGGUUGUGAUUGAUGAAUCCCUUGAACUUGAUCUUUCUGGGUGCUCAAAGCUUGUGCUUCAUACCAGUACGACUGCUGCUAAUCACUUACACUCUACAGCUAGAGUUAGGAAGAAAUUAAAUAUGUAUCAGAAAAUAUAUGGCAAUCGAUAUGGUCGUGGAGGAACCUUAUGUCUGGCUGACUGCAAUCUGUCAGAGAUUCCUGGCGAUCUUAGUAUCUUGUCCUUGUUGAAGCAUUUGAAUCUAAGUAGAAACCCAAUUCUGAAGCUACCAGAAAACAUGAACGCUGGCACUGUGCCUAACGGUUAUAUUCUCACACCAAGUGUGUGUGUUAAGAGUGUACUGAAUUUACAGAAGAGGAAUGAGAAUGUUCUCUCUGCUACACGUAUAGCAGAGGAGUUUUGGAUUUCGUUUUCCUUUCCUUCUUCUCUCUUCUCUUGUUCUUUACCAAUACACAUACAGAUAUACAAAACACUAACACAGACUCUUGAGAUACAAGGUUGCGCAAAGCUACGCACUCUUCCAAAGCUCCCACGGAGUCUAAGAAAAUCUAUAUCAACUUUUCUAACCUUGGAUGUCGGUGUUGGGGAAGAGCAGAUCAUUGUAGAAGAAAGGGCGCUCAUUGCAAAGAAGGAGAUGGUGGGUCAAAAGAAAAUGGUUUUGAGGAUGAGGACUACAUCUAUACCAACUCUCUUCCUUAAUUAG
Prunus armeniaca (apricot) is the source of this 2040-nucleotide messenger RNA. The record is from the annotation of a GenBank genome assembly. Lineage: Eukaryota; Viridiplantae; Streptophyta; Magnoliopsida; Rosales; Rosaceae.